AACAAGCGGUGCUGUUGCAGGGGAAGGUACUAAUAAAGUUCAAGAAUUCAAAAUUUGCUUUACCGUACUGCGCAUGCUCAUACUGAAGGGGUACACGUGUGGAGAGCAUGGCGGAGGAAAAGGUGGCUGUGCAGUUGGACAGAACUCAGGUGAAGAACGCCGUGCAGUGCCUGCUGGCAUACCUAAAGACCACGUCCCCAAAUGAGGCAACACUUCUAAACGAGGGCCAGCAGAUCAGCCUACUGUUAACCUUUUGGAAAAUACCCAAACGGGAGCAGACAAUCCGCAUCCCACUGCCACAUAGCAUCCGUACAGACUGGGGUGAAGUCUGCCUCUUCACCAGAAACGAGCCCAACAUGACCAGCGACCAGAAUGUGAGGUUCUACAAGACGCUGCUGAAGGAGAAGGGGAUCAGGGGGAUCAGCGAGGUGAUACCCUUCAAGGUGCUGGUGACAGAGUACAAGUCGUUCGAGUCCAAGCGUAAGCUGCUGAGGAACUUCGACCUCUUCCUUACGGACAACCGUAUCCGCCGCAAACUGCCCCCCAUCAUCGGGAAGCACUUCUUUGAGAGCAAAAAGGUCCCCCUCUCCGUGAACCUGCUGUCCCAGCAGCUGUCGAAGACCAUGGAGCAGUUGAUCCAGGGCUCUACCUUCCGGGUGUCCAAGAAGGGCAGCUGCUGCAUGGCUCGUGUGGCCCACUCCUUGAUGACCGCUGACGAGGUGGUGGAGAACAUCAUGGCUGCAGUGAAGAUCAUCACGUCUCAGCUACCCCAGAAAGGGAGGGACCUCAAAAUCAUCCACCUGAAGAGCCAGACCUCAGCCGCGCUGCCUAUUUACACGUCGGACUUGAGUCACCUGUCCUUGCUAGAGGAGGCAAGGCAGGCCGUCUCGAAUAAGAAGGGGGCAGGCAAGAGUAAGAAAAUGGGGAAGGCUGUCAAGAGGAAAGACACAGCAGCUGUACAGCAGGAAUCUUCUGGGGAGGAAGAGGAAAUGCCCCAACUUGUUCCAAUUAGGUCGCCGAAUAAGAAGGCUAAACUGGAGGUUUCUCAAGAAACGGGACCGGAUAAGGUCACAGGAAAAACGAGAGAGGGAUCCGAGGCCCCUCCGAAGGGAUUGAAGCUGAAGACCCCUAGCAAGGCUAGGGCUGCUCCUGGCACCAAAAAACUGGUCAAAUCUGCCAAGAAAUGCUCAAAGACCCCUGAGAAGAAGCUGAGGAGGCGGGUGCCCCAAUCAUGUUAAAACUAGUUCACGGCUCUUUCCGUCAGGAGAAGGAAAUCUUACCAGAUCCCUGAAUGAAUGUCAGCUGCUUGAGCCUGGUUCUGCCUGUACUGGUCUGUAAGAAACUGCUAGCUUGCUUCUGAACUUUGACAGCAUUUUAUUUAUACUCAGUGAGUUUUAAAUGUACUUUGAUUACAUUGCAAAAUGUUUGCAUCAGUCUCUGGCAAAGUAAUGACAUUUGGUGACCCGAAGGAGUGAAACCCUAAAGCUUUCACAUCUGCUGGUUUUGCCUUGUUCUGUAACCCACAUGUAAGUUAUGUGAAAUGUUCCUGUGUGGCCAUUUACAUGUACUCUUUUUAAAAAAAAAGAAAAAAAAAAGCUUAAUUUGCCAUAGUAUAGAUGCAGGAAUGCUCUGGUCACUGAUGUGUGAAUAUUAUACAAAAAUACUGAUGAUGCCCUCACAUCACCAAUAAAAUCCCCCAACCCGUGUGUAUCCUGUUUAUAACUGGAAUGAGAAUGUGCUGGAUCUGUAGGUUAAAUGUUAUUAAUUUACUUGUAUAAUAGACCGAUAAAAGCUUACUUUGGUUUUAAGCUCGUAGUGAUGGUAUUCAGUCCAGGCAACCCAAUCCAGAACUUAAACUAAAUAGACUACAAAUUCUUCAGAAGCUCUAUAAAUUAGUUUUCACAGCGGUUAGUGAAGAAGGACCAGUAAGACUUUACUAGAGGGGUACAGAUAUAGUUUUCUGUUACUUUUGUAUUAACUAACCACAAACUAAGUCUUAGUUGCAUGUAUGUUCAUUCAUGAAUCAUGAUGCGUCUUUUGUCUGUCACUUUACUACAAUGUUACUACACGUUAAUUCUGUAAAUUUUUGUGGGCUACUGAAGGAACAAAUAAUUACUGAGUUCGUGUUCAUUAAUGAAUUGUGAUGUCUUUUAUCUCCAGUAGGUCCUACUUUUGAUCAUGAUUAAUAUUUCAGUUAAAAUAAGUAUUUGUGCUCUCAAGUAAAGUGUUGCCAAAGGAACUGUUGUUUUGCAAGAAUGCUGGGAUUUAUGUGCAAAGAUUCCUGAAUUUUGAGUUCAGGUUCUAUAAUGGCCGAUUUUCUUUGCUCACAUUUAUAGUGACUAGCUCCACAUAACAGGGCAGAGUGGUGUACACUGCAGCAACAUUUCGCCUGUAUGUGAGUUAAUUCCUUAACACCAGACAUUUCCACAAGACUGGGCCCCAGAUUUGAUGAGAUCGGAAUCAUAUUUCGUGCAUCUGGACCUUGGCUAAAAUAAUAUUGCUGAAUUCCAUUAAUACUUGGGCCAUCUGGAUUGUUUUGUUGAAACACUAACAAUGUAUUCUCCUGUGUGUAGGGAACAAAUGCAUGUUUUUACAUUUAAA
Molecule: messenger RNA, 2601 nt
Organism: Paramormyrops kingsleyae
Lineage: Eukaryota; Metazoa; Chordata; Actinopteri; Osteoglossiformes; Mormyridae
Gene: rsl1d1
Product: ribosomal L1 domain containing 1
Molecular function (GO): RNA binding
Source: RefSeq, a predicted model, not a curated record